UAGGAAUAACCUUCAAUAACUUUGUGACAGUUAAGUGUAGUGUCACCAAAAUCACUACACAACUCUACAGUGUCAUCAUGGUCAUACUACGAAGUUCGAAUCUGCCAAUAUCUGCCAACUUUACCGAACUCUUCGGCUCGCGUCCGCCCCCAUUCAUCAAAUUAUAGCCUACCAGGGAAAAAAAAUUGUACGGUAAUGCAUGUGUAAUACGAUCUACAUUCAUUUGGUCGGAAUUGUUGGAGCUGGAGCUUGUUUUGGCUCUUACCCCCGAAGAAAUGAGAAUCAUUAAUGUUUUAUGUCUUUGGGGCUGUUUUAUAUUUUGCUUCUCAAAAGAAGUUUGUCCUAGAGUGACACUGACGCCCACAGAUCCCCUGGUGGUGGGCAGAGGGAGUGGCAUCUUGGCGAUCUGCACUGCCGCCGAUGGCCUUCCGGAAGCAGAGGUGUCAUGGCGCACAGACCAGCUGGAUGGCCCAGUUGAGGUCAUGAAGAACAUGACACAGAACCCCGACGGCACGACAACUGUCAGGAGUCACCUGCUGGUGACCCCCACCAGGUCCAUAUAUGAUCGAGAAGUGCAGUGUGUGGUGAAGCAUUCGUCGCUGGAGCACGAUGAGAUCGUGCCACACAGGAUCUCUGUGCACUAUGCUCCACAGUCCGUGAAUAUAACUCUAAAUGCAACGUCAUCCGAAGGUCCAGUCUUCCAUUGUGAUGUAGAUGCCAAUCCUGCACCUACGAGAUACACCUGGAGAAGAAUGAACGGUGAAGUACUGAGUCCUUCGCUCAGACCGGUCGGACACAAACUGUUGUUUUUAAAGAUGGACGCAGAUCUGAACGGCCUGUAUGUAUGUGAGGCAUCAAAUCAAUAUGGCCAACUUACUGGGACCCUCUUUGUGUAUAUAGAUAUUUCCCAAGACUACAGUGGAGGUCUUCUUGCAGUGAUUGUGGUCUUAUUUUCUACUCUCAGUCUCAUGAUCAUCUAUACAUGACACUACAGCAGAGCCCUACGAUGGCUCCCAAGUGUCCUGCAUCUUCCUUCUGGCCUUCUGGUACUAGUGAUCCUAAGACCUUGACCAUUCAGGAGAAGGUAAAACUCCUGGAUAUGCUUCUGGAAGGAAAGCGUUACGUGGACGUCGCUUGCCAUUAUGGCUUGAUCAAUGGUACAAUACAUCAAGAAGGAAGAAAAGAAUAUAUAAGAGCCAUAAAUGUUUUUAUUUUUAUAUAUUCCAUUACGUAUACAGAGAGAGAGAUGUGUGUGUGUGUGUGUAUGUAUAUA
Molecule: messenger RNA, 1273 nt
Organism: Paramormyrops kingsleyae
Lineage: Eukaryota; Metazoa; Chordata; Actinopteri; Osteoglossiformes; Mormyridae
Product: nectin-3-like
Biological process (GO): heterophilic cell-cell adhesion; homophilic cell-cell adhesion
Cellular component (GO): adherens junction
Source: RefSeq, a predicted model, not a curated record